Messenger RNA from Melitaea cinxia (Glanville fritillary), 426 nucleotides. RefSeq names its product 60S ribosomal protein L44 (gene RpL36A). Lineage: Eukaryota; Metazoa; Arthropoda; Insecta; Lepidoptera; Nymphalidae. Gene Ontology annotation, molecular function: structural constituent of ribosome. The transcript has 3 exons. The record is from RefSeq and is a predicted model, not a curated record. The coding region runs from base 85 to 399 and encodes 104 amino acids. Gene Ontology annotation, cellular component: cytosolic large ribosomal subunit; ribosome. Gene Ontology annotation, biological process: translation.
AACUUUACAUAGAACGUCAAAGUCACUCGAAAAUAUCCUUCUUUUUAGUUGACGUUUGGUAGGUUGAUAUCAGACGAAAUCAAAAUGGUGAACGUACCAAAACAGCGCAGGACGUACUGCAAAAAAUGCAAAGUCCACAAGGUACACAAAGUAUCACAGUACAAAAAGUCCAAGGAAAGACAUGCAGCCCAGGGUAGGAGACGUUAUGACCGUAAACAGCAGGGUUAUGGUGGUCAGUCCAAACCCAUCUUCAAGAAGAAGGCUAAAACCACAAAGAAAAUUGUACUCCGUCUGGAAUGCGCCGACUGCAAGGUGAGGUCACAGGUCGCUCUCAAGCGUUGCAAGCACUUCGAGCUCGGAGGUGACAAGAAGAGGAAGGGACAGAUGAUUCAGUUCUAAACUGCUAAUAAAUAAGAUUCCACACUA